AUGAAUCCAGACGCUGUAAAGUCCACUCUCACCAAUCUCGCGUUUGGAAACGUAAUAGCUGCAGCUGCUCGUAAUUAUCAAAAGGAAUUGCUUAGUGAAGAGAAAGCAGCACAAUCAAGUUCUGUAAACGAGGAGGUUGACCUUGAUGAUUUGAUGGAUGACCCCGAGUUGGAAAAAUUGCAUGCGGACAGGAUUGCAGCUUUUAAGAAAGAAGCAGAGAAACGGGAGGCAUGGAAGAAGAAAGGUCAUGGGGAAUUUAGGGAGGUAACUGAAGGGGAUUUCUUGGGUGAAGUCACUGGAAGUGAAAAAGUGAUCUGCCAUUUCUACCAUAAGGAGUUCUAUCGAUGCAAGAUUAUGGAUAAGCACUUAAAGUCCCUUUCAACAAAACAUAUUGAUACAAAGUUCAUCAGGCUCGACGCAGAGAAUGCACCGUUCUUUGUUACAAAAUUGGCAAUCAAAACUUUGCCUUGUGUCAUACUCUUCAGACAAGGAGUCGCAGUAGAUAGAUUGGUAGGUUUUCAAGAUCUAGGAGCAAAAGAUGAUUUUACCACAAGAGCACUGGAGGUUCUCCUGAUAAAGAAAGGUAUAAUUGUCGAGAAAAAAGAAGUGGAUGAGGAAGAUCAAGAAUAUGAUGAAAGUAAACGUAGAACUGUUAGAUCCUCAGCGGCUGCUGAUUCUGAUUCUGAAUAA
Lathyrus sativus (Indian pea) is the source of this 690-nucleotide messenger RNA. The record is from the annotation of a GenBank genome assembly. NCBI's taxonomy places the organism in Eukaryota, Viridiplantae, Streptophyta, Magnoliopsida, Fabales, Fabaceae.